Messenger RNA from Centruroides sculpturatus (bark scorpion), 739 nucleotides. RefSeq names its product alpha-crystallin B chain-like. Gene Ontology annotation, biological process: protein refolding; response to heat. The record is from RefSeq and is a predicted model, not a curated record. Lineage: Eukaryota; Metazoa; Arthropoda; Arachnida; Scorpiones; Buthidae. Gene Ontology annotation, molecular function: protein folding chaperone. Bases 55 to 594 code for a protein of 179 amino acids. The transcript has a single exon.
CGCAUUUAGAAGAACAAGAACAUGUGAUUACGUCCCGAGUCGAUAGAAGCGAAGAUGUCACCUUUGGUGCGAUUGGUACCGAGUUUAAACUCGAAAUUACUCGGCAUUCGCCAUUUCUGGAGAUCGCGAGACCCUUUUCACGAUUUCGAGUCGGGAAUGCGAUACCUAGAAAGGCAAAUGAGGGAUAUGGAACGAGAAAUGCGUCGCUUGUACGACAAUUUUAACGCACGUGACGUGUUUUUAAGCUUAACGUCGCCUUGGUUCGGUCGGCAAGUUCCAAUAGAAUCUUCGAACGCCAAAGAGAAGUUUACUUUGAAGCUGGACGUGAUCGGUUAUAAACCCGAAGACAUCAAAGUGACGGUGAGAAAUCAUAUAUUGACGAUACAAGCGAGGAAGCAAGAAACCACCAAGGACGGAGCCAAGGUUUAUAGAGAGUAUACGCAUCAAUAUAACCUGCCCGAGGAAGUGGAUCCGGAUACUGUCAGAUCCAUGUGUAAUUCUGAUGGAAAUUUGAUUAUCGAAGCGCCUCUGAAGUUCGUAGAUGAGCCGAAAACAACAGAAAUACCAGUCGAAAACAUUAAAGAUGAGAAAUGAGUUCUCUUUGUUAAUUUGUAGAGAUACAACAAUACUGUACUGUACUAAUAGUUGUAGAUUGCUUUGUGUUCUAUUCUAGUUUAUUCUGGAAAGGAAUUUUUGUAUUAUUUAUUUGAAUAUUUUUAAAAUAAAUAUUUAGAUAUUU